Daldinia childiae is the source of this 1377-nucleotide messenger RNA. Its product is annotated as Oxysterol-binding protein-like protein 1. Gene Ontology annotation, molecular function: sterol binding. The record is from RefSeq and is a predicted model, not a curated record. The transcript has 3 exons. Gene Ontology annotation, biological process: piecemeal microautophagy of the nucleus; endocytosis; exocytosis. Bases 1 to 1377 code for a protein of 458 amino acids. NCBI's taxonomy places the organism in Eukaryota, Fungi, Ascomycota, Sordariomycetes, Xylariales, Hypoxylaceae. Gene Ontology annotation, cellular component: membrane; cytosol; intracellular membrane-bounded organelle.
AUGGCUACAGCUCCUCCACCCACAGCACACGUCGAUGAGGAUGUCCCUCAAAAUGAAGGGUCUAAGUUAAAGACCUUUAUUUCUAUCCUACGAAAGUUCAUAGGUGUUGCAGAUCUUGCUGCUGUGCGAUUCUCUCUUCCGUCCCAGCUUCUCGAGCCGACUCCCAACUUAGAAUACUGGAACUACCUCGACAGUCCCAGUGCGUUUGCCGCGAUAGGUACAUCCGACGAACCUCUAGAUCGUAUGCUCGAAGUCCUACGUUUCUGGUUUACCAAGGAUUUAAAAUAUGUCAAGGGCAAACCAUGCAAACCGUAUAAUUCCUGCCUGGGCGAAUUUUUCCGAUGUAACUGGGAAGCAGAAGAUAAUGCGCCACGGAUCGAUACUAAGAGCUUGACAACUGCUAGCAGUGGCAAUGCCAGUAGUGCAUCUUCGGUCAAGUCAUCCAAGGCUAAUGGCGACCCACGAACAGCAUCCACCGUAUCUGUUGUCCAAACUACAACUAAUCCGUCCGGGCCUAUCGUUCGGAUAUCAUAUUUGACUGAGCAAACCUCUCAUCACCCGCCAGUCAGUGCUUUCUACGUCAGCUGUCCCGAGAAAGGAUUACAUGCCAAGGGGUUCGAUCAGAUCAGCGCGAAGUUCACCGGUACUACUAUCAAAGUGUCCCCAGGCGAGCAUAAUCUAGGUAUUUUCAUUACUCUCGAGCGAAGGGAUAAUGAGACAUAUCAGUUAAAGCAUCCGGCUGCACAUCUUGGGGGAAUUUUGCGAGGCUCUCUGAGCGUGAGUGUUGGUGACUACGCCUACGUGACUUGCCCUCAGACAAAAUUAAAAGCCAUCCUUCAUUACAUCGAGGAUGGUUGGCUUGGUCGGGCGCAAAACAAGAUGGAAGGUGUCGUCUUCAGAUAUGACCCGGAUAAAGACGACAAGAUACGCAUCAAGGAUGUGCCUGACUCGGACGUGAUUGUGAGGCUAGGUGGUGCAUGGAAAGAUAGAAUCGUCUUCACUCUUGGCCCUAAACCUGUGGACUCACAUCCGCCGGAGAAGCAAAUAACUAUCAUUGACCUUAACCCGCUCGCUGUAGCUCCCAAGGUUCUGCCGCCGAAAGAGAAACAGGCCGAGAACGAGUCUCUGGUGUUAUGGGACGGCGUGACUCAGGCCAUAAUGGCGAAGCAAUUCUCAAAAGCUACUAAUGUCAAGGUAGAACUCGAGGAAAAACAGCGAGAGAAAGCUAGAGAACGUGAGCGCAAGAACGAAACCUGGAAACCAGUGUUCUUCGAUCAAGUUACAGACAAGCGGGGAACACCUGACCUCACGGAGAAGGGUCGCCAAGUACUUGAGAGGGCACAGAAGGAAGACUGGAGUUUAGAAGGGAUCAUCUAG